UGACGAGUUUGCUGCAGAUGAUUGAGAAUCAGGCUCCAAGGAAUGUCGAUUUCCAACUGAAGUCAAUCUUGAAAAGCUUGAAGCAGAUUCACGCCAUGUUGUUGAAUGAGGUGUCGCCGACGAUUUCGACUUCUGGGUUGGAGAUUGAGGAAGCCAUGGGGAUGGAAGGGGAAGCCAAGGGGAGGGAUGAGGUAUUGCCCACUUCCGCUAAGACAAAAUUGGAGUUGUUGGGAAGGGAAGCCAAUAUGCACAAGGUACUGACUGAGGAGGAGUCCUUUGAUCGGUACCGACGUGGCUGGGUAUCAAAUUGGUCCGCAUUGCAUGGUACCUUCACAGAGAUGACGACAUUGAGUUCUAUGCACUUCACACACAGUACACCAGGAGACACUCCAUUUGCUGCUUUCGUCUCCAGCACUCUACAGAUCUACUCCAUCAAAGUCGCUGAAAUAAAAGACGCUCUUGAGUUGCAGUGGCCACUGCGAGUGUUCGGUGUGGUGGCUGCCAGGGACACUGUGGAUCGCAAUCGCAACAUUCUGUUCUCCCGUCGGAGAGAUGACUACCAAGAACUGAACCAACAUGAUCCUUUUCUACGCUUGACUGGCCCGUCUCGUGCAAUUGUGGCCGAGGAACCUGUUCAUGUGGAAAUCGAGCUGAAAGUGAAGGGCAGAACAAAGUCUGAAGAUAGAGUGUUGAUGAGUAGAGUCUGGUAUUACAGCGAUAGGUUAUGUACUCUAUAUACCCCUCUCGCCGGGAAGUUUUGCACACUAGUGUUAAGCUCUGAAGAGCUUGAAAAUUCAGUCCAGGCCACUAUCGUGGGUAUCCGCGUUACUGAAGGGACGCCAUGGCCUUUUGAGUAUGGAGGCCGAGCUGUUUGCUACUCUCCGCCUCGGAAAGGAAUAUUGCCUGAUUCUAAACACACUACUGCGCCCUCAUUUCGUCAAGUUGUGCUUGAAGAUGGAGCAAUGGCUGUGGGUUCAGAUGGUUACCUUGCCCUCUCAAGACAAGUUGUUUCUGUAGAAUUACGUGGAAGGCUUGAAGUUCGCAUUUAUGCCUACUCACAAAGUCGGGAUAUCGCUGCGCACAGCCGUGUUUCCAUCAAGGCUCAAAAUUGCAAUGUAACUCAGCAUAAAUGUCGCCUUGGCGACUCUGAGCUGGAGAUAACUGUUGCUUGGUCCCGUCUUGUUCAAGACAAGGGGUUUAUCUCAAACGAAGUAAGUGUCAAACUUUGAUGGUUUCUGGCGUUCAGUCUUUCCACUGAAUGGGUUGAUGGUUUCUGGCAUUCAGUCUUUCCACUGUAUGGAUCUUACCUUUACAAUACUCAGCUCUGUUCUGAAAAGAACACCCAUAAGUUUCUUCUAGUCAGAUACUGUAAAUCAGACUA
Messenger RNA from Lolium perenne, 1381 nucleotides. RefSeq lists its product as uncharacterized. The record is from RefSeq and is a predicted model, not a curated record. Lineage: Eukaryota; Viridiplantae; Streptophyta; Magnoliopsida; Poales; Poaceae.